AUGUGGGUUCCCUGUACGUUUCGAGGAUAUGUCCGAUUCGACGGACCGUCUAUGAUCUCGCGCCACCUUCUACAUAGCCUUCGGUACCAUCAAGCUCGCAAUGCAAGCACACAUGCCAAUGCUAAUAAGGCGAUUAAGAAACUGGAUCUUCUAGCAAUCGAUAAGCGAUGGAAAGAAAAAUGGAAGGAGAGCGUUCCUACAGCUCGGUCAACCAGCAAUAACAAAGAAAUGGCCUAUGUGCUACCCAUGUUCCCUUACCCAUCUGGGACCUUGCACAUGGGCCAUGUCCGAGUUUACACCAUAUCUGAUGUCCUAGCUCGAUAUAAACAGAUGAAGGGCUAUGAUGUUUUACACCCAAUGGGAUGGGACGCUUUUGGCCUUCCAGCUGAGAAUGCUGCGAUAGAACGUGGAAUCCAUCCAGAGGGCUGGACAAAACAAAAUAUAGCAAACAUGAAGGAUCAAUUAAAAGACUUGGGUAUCAGGUUUGACUGGGAUGCGGAAGUCAUGACUUGCGCACCGGAAUUUUACAAACACACGCAGAAACUGUUCUUAAAGCUCCACGAAAAAGGCCUGGCAUACCAGGCCGAAGCACUCGUGAACUAUGAUCCCGUUGACAAAACUGUUUUGGCCAAUGAACAGGUUGAUGCCAAUGGAUGCUCAUGGAGGUCUGGUGCAAAAGUUGAGAAACGAGAAUUAAAGCAGUGGUUUUUUCGAAUCACGGCUUUCAAAGAAGCCCUCCUUAAGGACCUCGAUUCAUUAUCCGGUAGUUGGCCAGAUAGAAUUCUGACAAUGCAAAGACACUGGCUAGGAAAAUCACGGGGUGCUCUUGUCCCAUUUAAGAUAUCAACGCCGGAAGAAACCCUUGACAUUGAAGUGUUUACCACGCGCCCUGACACGCUUCAUGGUGUCCAAUAUAUCGCCCUAUCUACAAGCCAUCCAGUAGUAAAUAAAUUGGCUCAAACUACUCCCGAGCUUCGGGAGUUCAUUGAUUCCACAGGCUCUUUACCGCCGGAGACAAAGGCAGGAUUCAAAUUGUCCGGAGUUGAGGCUACCAACCCACUUCAUCAUUUGGAAGAAAAUCCACACUUACCGUCCUCCCUUCCAGUUUAUGUUGCACCUUAUGUUUUACCUGAUUACGGGGAAGGGGCCGUUAUGGGGGUCCCUGGGCAUGAUUCUAGAGACAAUGGGUUUUGGAAUGAAAACGCCCCUUUACAGCCAAUCGUUUCUGUCAUUACGCCAACAAAGGUAGACAGAUCAGAUAUUGAAGGAAAGCCUAGUGUUAGUGCGGUAUUUUCGGGGUAUGGAGAAACCACUGAUAUAUGCGGAUCUUACGGCGGGAUGCCCUCAAAAGCUGCUGGAGAAAAGAUAAUAUAUGACUUGAAAAUGAAAGGAAGCCCUGCAAGGUUUGCGGAAAAUUGGAGAUUACGCGAUUGGCUAAUAAGUCGCCAACGAUAUUGGGGUGCACCUAUUCCAAUAAUUCAUUGUGACGGCUGCGGAGAGGUGCCAGUUCCUGACAGUCAGCUGCCAGUUGAACUGCCCUCUAUUCCAGGUUCUCAGCUGAAGAAUAAAACUGGCAAUCCCCUGGAGUCCGCAAAAGAGUGGUUGCAUACUGAGUGCCCAAGCUGCGGGGGACCAGCUAUGAGAGACACUGAUACCAUGGACACUUUCGUGGAUUCAUCAUGGUAUUUCCUAAGAUUUUUGGAUCCAAAAAACAACCAUUCGCCACUAUCACCCGCAAAGUCUCGCCCUGUGGAUAUAUAUAUAGGAGGGAUAGAGCAUGCUAUUCUCCACCUAUUAUAUUCUCGUUUUAUUUACAAAUUUCUUGCCGACGAAGGUAUGAUUGAAAAUACAUCGAAUCCCCCGGAGCCAUUCCUUAAACUCUUGUCUCAAGGAAUGGUCCAUGGCAAGACCUACACGGAUCCUAAAACUGGCCGCUUUUUACGCCCUGGUGAAGUUGAUCUCUCAAACCGAGCCUCUCCUAGGCUUACUGGGACAGAGACUCUAGCGAACGUUUCGUUUGAGAAAAUGUCAAAAAGCAAGUAUAAUGGAGUAGAUCCGAAUACUUGUAUUGAAACUUAUGGGGCAGAUGCUACCCGUGCGCAUGUCCUCUUUUCCGCUCCUGUCAGUGAAGUGCUAGAAUGGGAUGAAACUAAGAUUGUGGGCAUUCAAAGAUGGUUUAGUCGGAUUUGGAAAAUUGUGGAGGACACUGGUGAUUUGCUCAAAAGGGUAAAUUUUUCAGUCACUACUGAGCGCCUUUCGUCGUUGAAUGGCAUGGAGUUGCCGUCACUAGACAAGCUCUCAGAAGCCGAGAGUAAUCUCCUCCUUAUGGGACACAACACCAUAUCAUCAGUAUCGUACUGCUUGGAGAAGAAUCAAUAUGGCCUAAACACCGUCAUCUCUGACCUGAUAAAACUUACCAACGCGAUUGCGGCCGUACCUUUGCCCGCUGAACCCUCAGAGAUAUCUUCUCCCGCACAAUCUGCCACACCAUCACACGCAACGAUUUACAUAGCACUCAACUCUCUCCUCCGACUGUUGGCACCAAUUGCCCCAGCGUUCGCAUCAGAGUGUUGGGAAGUACUACACGAACCUCUUCUCAAAUGUGAUGACCCAAAUACACCUUCAGUUCCUUCGGUUUUCUCUUCUCCAUGGCCUUCGGAACUUUUGUCAGAGUCUGAGAUUAAACAGAUACAGUCACGUGGAGCGAAGACUGUUGCAAUCCAGGUUAAUGGGAAGCUCCGAUUUACUGCCUCCAUUCCACCAUUUCCUGGUGAUAAUGGCGCCCCUGAGUCAAUCAGUAAGGAGCAAGAGCAGGAGUGGAUAUUAUCUCAUAUUCUCAAGACCAAGGAAGGGAAGCUUUGGCUUGAAGAGAAGAAUGAUUGGGAAAAACGCAAACGAGUAGUCGUUGUAGGGGGUGGGAAGGUAGUUAAUAUUGUAUUCUAG
This is a messenger RNA of Microsporum canis CBS 113480, 2943 nucleotides long. Its product is annotated as leucyl-tRNA synthetase. Gene Ontology annotation, molecular function: aminoacyl-tRNA deacylase activity; ATP binding; leucine-tRNA ligase activity. Gene Ontology annotation, cellular component: mitochondrion. Gene Ontology annotation, biological process: mitochondrial translation; leucyl-tRNA aminoacylation. The transcript has 3 exons. The record is from RefSeq and is a predicted model, not a curated record. NCBI's taxonomy places the organism in Eukaryota, Fungi, Ascomycota, Eurotiomycetes, Onygenales, Arthrodermataceae. Bases 1 to 2943 code for a protein of 980 amino acids.